UAAGGCUUCCAAGAAUUUUAGUAAAGCUUUGAAGGAUUAUGGGAAUGGAAAAGGACUAGAAACUACGUAUGUUAUGUGCAUGCAGACUUCAUCCCAAUUUUACGAAAACCAUGCAGAUGUUUUAGGAAAAUUGAAUAAACUUGUACAAAAAGAUUUUGACUUACUUCAAAAACUUUGGGAUAAAUAUUCAAAAAAAGCAACUAAAGAUGAAAAGGCUCAUAAUGACUAUGUCGGCGACCUAGAUAGGCAAAUCAAAAAAAUUGGCAAGGAUUAUGAGAAAAAAACUAAGAGAGAUAAUCAAUCAGCUCUAGAGUCAUAUGAUAAAUAUAUGAUGUCGAUGACUACUGUCGGCUCAGAAAUUAGUCGUGCAAAGACAGAAUACACAAAUGAAGUAAUAAAGCGUGAAAAAAAGACACAUUCAGUUGUAUCACAAGCCGUUUGCCGUCUUACAGAAGGUUUUUUUGCUUCAUUUAACGAUUCGUUAAAGAAAUGUGGACCGUGUAUUACGAAAAUGAAAGAAUGGGCGCCAUUUGCAAACGAGGAUAUGCCACCACCACAAAGCCUAGAUGACUUUCUAGAAGACCAGGUAUCAUAUCCUAAAUAUACGUCAUCGGAAAAAAUUUUUGAAUCUCUUGCAGCAAUAUCAGAGAAACAGAUAGCAGCAAUGAACUAUUCGUCUUCAGAAUCCACAUUACCUGAACCCACUCUACCUAUUAUUGAUGAUGAUCCCGAUAGUAACAUCCCUACGAGAUAUGUGCAAAUGCCAUCAAAAAUUUCACGAACGAACACUCCCGAAACCUCCAAACCAAUAUCUGUCAAACCUUCUACAUUGUCUUCAGAAACUAUAACACCUUUUAGUAGACAAAUUACUCAGAAUUAUAAUAAUAUAAACAAUAAAAGUUCUCCAUCAUCAACUUCCAGCAGUACACUUUCACAGCCAUCCAACAAUAAAUCUUCUACCUCUAACUUAAUCUCAAAUUUCUCCAUCGGUAUUCAUGCUAAUGAUGAUCCGUUUUUACGUGAUGAAAAAGUUGUUGAAAUUAAAACAGCAGAAUUAUUUACAGAGAACAGAGUUGAAAAGGCGGUAUUCAAACCGAACAUAAUUAAAGUUAAGACGGAAGAGAAACCUAUUGUAAAGGCAACGUCUUUUAAUGAUGAUAAUGAUGAUAGUGAAGUAAAAGAAACAUCAUUUAAUAGUUAUAGUGAAAUAAAGGAAACAUCAAUUAAUCGUGAUAGAGAAGUAAAAGAAAUUUCAUUUAAUCAUGAUAAUGAGGUAAAAGAAACAUCAUUUAAUCGUGAUAAUGAAGUAAAAGAAACAUCAUUUAAUCGUGAUAAUGAAGUAAAAGAAACAAUAUCAUUUAAUCGUGAUAAUGAAGUAAAAGAAACAACAUCAUUUAAUCGUGAUAAUAAAGUAAAAGAAACAACAUCAUUUAAUAGUGAUAAUGAAGCAAGAGAAACAACAUCAUUUAAUAGUGAUAAUGAAGUGAAAGAAACAUUAUUUAACCGUGAUAAUGAAGUAAAAGACACAAUACCAUUUAAUCGUGAUAGUGAAGUAAACGAAACAACAUUAUUUAAUCGUGAUAAUGAA
Molecule: messenger RNA, 1588 nt
Organism: Racocetra persica
Lineage: Eukaryota; Fungi; Glomeromycota; Glomeromycetes; Diversisporales; Gigasporaceae
Source: the annotation of a GenBank genome assembly